AUGCAACUCGUGUUCCUCUCUGAUCUCAUUAUUCACGCACAAAACCCAAAAUCUACAGUUCCUUUGACCAUGGAACUCAACCUCGGUACAUCGUGUUCUUCCAGCAGUAUCUCAUCAUCUUCGCAUGAGGUCAUCCCCAGGACCGGUUUUAUAACCGAUACCAUGGGGAAAAUGAAAGAGAAGAUGGCGUCCGAGCCAGCGACUGAGACUCCGAGGCUAGAGUUUCGCUUCUUGUUCAACGACAACGUAAGAAACUCUGGUUUUGGAGGGUUGGACGAGGCAGAAGGGACGAAGAACGAGGCUAAGCCGAGGGUGUUUGCUUGCACCUUCUGCAAGAAAGAGUUCUCGACCUCGCAGGCCCUGGGAGGGCAUCAGAACGCUCACAAGCAAGAGCGAUCGUUGGCUAAAAGGCGUAAAGAGAUCGAGAUUAACUACCCUGGACUCUCCUUUUACAGUCAGUACCCACCCAGUGGCGCUUCCUACAACAGCAGCUCGCCGUAUGAUCUUGGUGUUCGUUACAAUCCUAACAUUGCUAAGUCUAAGGCCAAUCCGUUCAACAUCUUCAGAUGUCGUUUAGGAUACAGAGGGCUUGGUCUAAAUUCCCACAUCCCUCUCCUCUCUCAUCUCUCUUGCCAAAAGGCCGACGAUUUGUCCAAAAAUUUGAUUUCAAACCUAGAGGGCAGCAUUCAUACGAAUAACGAGCAAGCCGAGAAUCAAGUUCAGUCGGAGUCUGAUGAUACUUGCGAGGAUUCUGAUAUAGACUUGUCUCUGAAGCUGUAG
Messenger RNA from Microthlaspi erraticum, 780 nucleotides. The record is from the annotation of a GenBank genome assembly. Lineage: Eukaryota; Viridiplantae; Streptophyta; Magnoliopsida; Brassicales; Brassicaceae.